AUGGACGCCAAUACCAACAGUAGUUCUAACCUCACCUUUAGUAACAAAUUUUCUGGCUCAUGGCUGGAAUUGCUCUGGAGUUUCUUUUUGACUACUCCUGACGACCUGCCUGAAAUAAUUCUCAUAAUAUCUUUGAUCUGCACGAUUGGAGCAUUUUGGAACCAGCACUUGAAAGACUUUCCAAUUCCUCUCUCUGUGUCAUUAUUUUUCUUUGGAUGCAGUCUUGAAAUGCUAAGUUUUACAUCUUUCCAGGUCCAAAGAUAUGUAGAUGACAUACAAGGGAUGAGUCCAGAAUUAUUUUUUGGACUAUUUACACCAGUAAUUUUCUUUAAUGUUGCAUUUGACAUGGAUGUAUACAUACUCCAGAAGUUAUUGUCACAGAUUCUUUUAAUUACAAUUCCUGGCUUUUUAAUUAAUUAUACCUUAAUUCUUUGGUAUCUGGCAUCUGUGAAUAAAUUACUUUUGAAGACCAUUCCGUGGUUAUUAUUUUCAGCUAUCCUUGUGAGUCCAGAUCCCAUGCUUACUGCAACUGCCAUAAGAGACCUUGGUCUUUCUAGAAGCCUCUCCAGUUUAAUUGUUGGAGAAAGUCUGAUGACCUCUGUUAUGUCAUUAAUGAUGUUUCGCAGUAUCAUGGAUAUUAAUAAAAGAAGACAAAGCAAGAUGAACUAUACCUUAGGUCGUGAUGUCACCCAUACAAUUUGCUCAUAUUUUAUAGGAAGUUUCUCAAUUGGAAUUCUAAGUGCAAAACUAAUUGAGUUGUGGAUGUCAACUGUUAUUGAUCAUGAUAUCAAUCAUAUAAGUUUCAUCUUUUCAAUGCUGUACUUCAUCUUUUAUAUUUGUGACCUAAUUGGAAUGUCUGGGGUAUUUACCCUGGCCAUUGUGGGACUUUUAUUAAGUUCUACAAGUUUUAAACCAGGAGGUGAAGCACUUCUUCUUGAAUUCUGGAAUUGUCUAGCAUUUAUUGCUUUUCUUAUGGUGUUUACUUUCGUUGGACUUUUCAUUCCUGAUCAUACAUAUUUCUAUAUAACAUUUUCUGAUAUAUAUUAUUCAUUAAGUAUCUACUUUAUGCUGAUCGUUUUAAGACUUCUGGUCUUUCUAUUAAUGAGCCCUGCUUUGUCUCGAGUUGGCCGUGGGUUCAACUGGCGCUGCACAUUCAUAAUGGUCUGGAGUGAAGUGAAAGGAACGCCGAACAUAAGCAUGGCCCUUCUGUUUGCCUACUCUGACCUUGCCCUUGGAUCUGAGAGGCAAAAAUCUCAGGUAUUAUUUCACGGAUUGACUGUAUGCUUAAUUUCCCUGAUUGUCAACAGAUUUAUUUUGCCAAGGGCAGUUACUAGACUAGGUCUUCGUGAUGUCACAUCAACCAAAUAUAAGUCAGUUUAUUAUACAUUUCAACAUUUUCAAGAACUAACCAAAUCUUCAGCCUCUGCACUGAAAUUUGAUAAAGAUCUUGCUAAUGCUGAUUGGAACAUGGUUGAGAAAGCAAUUACUCUUGAAAACCCAUAUACAUUGCACCAGGGAGAAACAACAGAGCAUCAGAAGGUGAAAUGUCCAAACUGUAACAAAGACAUAGAUGAGCUCCUUAACAUUGAAGCAAUGGAGCUUGCCAACAGGCGUCUCUUGUCAGCACAAAUAGCGAGCUACCAGAGACAAUACAGGAAUGAGAUUCUGACCCAGAGUGCAGUCCAGGUGUUGGUAGGUGCAGCAGGAAGUUUUGGUGAGAAGGGAGAAUGUAUAAGUAUUGAGACAAUAAGGAAAUAUUCUGAAAGCAGAAAGAUACUUAUCAUUAUUAGAAAAAUACUGCUCAAUUGGGUAUAUAAAACUAAAAAAGAAAAUGAGAUAUCAGGGCAUUUCUGUUUUCGUAUAUGCCACAAAAUAGUAUUUACUGCUGAAUUUGAGUAUGUUGGAUACCUUGUGACACUACUGAAUACAUUUCCUAUCAUAAUGUUUUGGAUACCCCACUUAGGUCAAAUCUAUGACCACGAAAUAAAACGUGCUAGCUACAUUUUUCUUGCAUUUUAUAUCCUAGAGGGCCUACUUAAGAUGGCAGCAAUAAGGAAUGAUUUUUUCUCAUAUACCUGGAACUUAUUUGAAUUACUAAUUACAGUAGUUGCCAUCAUAGAUAUAAUACUUGCUGAGAUGAACACCAGUAAUAAGAAUGUUGUUUUGAAUCAAACAUUGAUCUUUAUAAAAACUGUUCAACUUCUUCGUUUACUACGCCUUUUGAAGCUCAUAACACCAAAGUUGCUGCAAUUAACAGAUAAAAGGAUGAGUCAUCUGGUGUCCUUUUGGUAUGCUGUACUAAAAGGAUAUGUCCAAGGUGAAUCAGAUGUAGUGACUAUAAUUGAUCAGAUUGCAAGCUCUAAACAGGCUAAACAGAUGUUAUUAAAGCGGGUAAUAAGGAAUAUGGAAAAUGCUAUGAAAGAGCUAGGCUACUUAGAGUGUGAUCACCCAGAAAUUGCUAUCACUAUGAAAACAAAAGAGGAGGUUAAUGUCAUGCUCAACAUGGCUAAAGAAAUUAUUAAGGCUUUCAGGUUAAAAGGAAUUAUUCAUGAAGUUGAAGGUACUGAAAUUGAAAAGUUAAUCAUGACCAAAAAAAGACAAAUGCUUGAGUUGCAAUCUGUUAUCAAGCCUCUUACUGUUGAAGAAGUUCUGUAUCAUGUUCCAUGGCUAGAUAAAGAGGAAGACUAUAUAAAACUCAUUCAGGAAAGAGCCAAAGUUAUAACAUUUGAUUGUGGAAAUGAUAUAUUUGAAGAAGGUGAUGAGCCCAAAGGAAUUUAUAUAGUUAUUUCAGGCAUGAUAAAGCUUAAACAAUCAAAGCCAGGUUUUGGGAUUGACCAAAUAUUGGAGUCAGAGGAGAAAGAUCAACCGAUAAUUUACGCAGACUAUAUACUCAGUGGGGAAAUGAUAGGAGAGCUAAACUGCUUAACUAAUGAACCUAUGAAAUGUUCUGCCACCUGCAAAACUGUGGUGGAGACAUGUUUUAUUCCCAAACACUGCUUGUAUGAAGUCUUUGAGGAAUGUCCUCUCAUUGAGCAUAACAUGUGGCUAAAAAUUGGACUUGCUAUUACUGCCAGAAAAAUCAGGGAACACUUGUCUUAUGAGGAUUGGAACUACAAGCUGCAAUUAAAGCUCUCUAAUAUUCAUGUAAAAGAUAUACCAAAGAACACCAAAAUUAGUAUCUAUGAUGAAACUGUAACCUAUGUUAUCGUCAUAAAUGGAGCUGUAGAAGAUUGUCAGUUACGAAAAGCUUACAAGGCACCUUGCCUAAUUCCUAUAACAUGCCAUCAGAUACAAGGCACUGAAAAUUUCACAAAAGUAAUGAUUAUUCAAACUUCAACUAAUACGCAAGAAUUUAGAUGGAAUGCUAAGAAGUUUCUCAUGUACCAGGAUAAAUAGGAAUGGUUGACAAGACUGCCCCGAACACACAUUGAUGCUGCUGUUUUGAGAGGCCUCCUGUUGCUGAAACACACUUCCCUACAUCAAGAGGUAGCAACUUCACGUCAGAUCCUGUGCGGAUGUUCGUGGUGCCAAGGAGAAAAGAAGUUUGGACCUUGCAAC
Lemur catta (Ring-tailed lemur) is the source of this 3558-nucleotide messenger RNA. It is a transcript of the gene SLC9C1, whose product is annotated as solute carrier family 9 member C1. The record is from RefSeq and is a predicted model, not a curated record. NCBI's taxonomy places the organism in Eukaryota, Metazoa, Chordata, Mammalia, Primates, Lemuridae. Gene Ontology annotation, biological process: proton transmembrane transport. The transcript has 26 exons. Gene Ontology annotation, cellular component: membrane. Gene Ontology annotation, molecular function: sodium:proton antiporter activity. The coding region runs from base 1 to 3396 and encodes 1131 amino acids.